CAAGAAGGCUGAGUCCCUUCAGUGCACGUACUGUGCAGUGUGAAUUCCUUUCUUAAGUCAUUCGUUUAUUCAUUUUAUCAUUCCCAUUGAGUGAAGAAGCCGUCGGCAGCUGAAGAAAAGAUGCCAACGGGAAGACGGGGCCUGGUUGCCCCUCAAAACACCUUCCUCGAAAAUAUCAUACGUCGAUCCAACUCCUUGCGCCGUAUAGUUCACUUUAGGGCUCAAUGCAAGAUUUUUGUAAUGAAAUGCUUAAAGCUCCGGCGAAGGCUGGUCACCCGAGAGAGCAAAGCAAGUAUCAAU
Darwinula stevensoni is the source of this 300-nucleotide messenger RNA. The record is from the annotation of a GenBank genome assembly. NCBI's taxonomy places the organism in Eukaryota, Metazoa, Arthropoda, Ostracoda, Podocopida, Darwinulidae.